Rhagoletis zephyria (snowberry fruit fly) is the source of this 1755-nucleotide messenger RNA. The record is from RefSeq and is a predicted model, not a curated record. NCBI's taxonomy places the organism in Eukaryota, Metazoa, Arthropoda, Insecta, Diptera, Tephritidae.
AUGGUGAAUAUUUGCUACCUGUGCAACAAGGGUGAAAUCAUCCCCGACAAGAAGCUGUCAGGUCGUUUUUGCACUGGCUGCGGGGAGUGUUUUGACAUUGGCGCGUUUACCGAUGAAAUUCAGUACCGAGAGGAUGACCGGGGACGGUACACUGCCGUCGGUAAUACCUACAACGUCGAUAAGGGCUUCGUUAACAGUAAGUUUGCGAACCACGCCCAGCUGAUGAGCUCGGUGGAGAAUGCCCGUUCAAUACUCAAACGAUACUGCGACAAGCUGUACAUCAGCGAAGCCUUUUCAAAGCGGGCCAGUGAGUUCUACAAACAGCUGCUCAUUAAGAAGUUCAUGAACGGGCGUCGACUGAACGUGGUGCUCGCCGCCUGUCUCUACAUUACCGUGCGAUCAGAGGGCGCCAAUGUCAUCAUUCUGGACAUCAGCGACGUUUCCGAGGCAAACGUUUACGAAAUCGGCCGUUACUACUUUCAAAUUGUCAAACUACUUCACGUCAACAUUCAAACGGUCGACCCAAGCGAAUAUACGAUGCGAUUCGUUGAUAUGCUUCGAAUUGGUAACCGAGACCUGCCUCAAGUCAAGCGAACUGCCAUUGUCAUUCGAGACACUGCAAACAGACUGGUGCAACGCAUGAAACGGGACUGGAUCCACUAUGGUCGCCGACCAUCGGGAGUGUGCGCCGCGGCGGUGCUCGUCGCCUGUCGCAUCAACAACGUCAGCUGCACCAUCAAGGACAUCAUCUCCAUUGCGAAGGUGUGCGAGUCGACCAUUCGCAAGCGCAUCAACGAGUUCGCCCUGACGCCCUCUGGAAAGCUUACCCAUAAGGAGUUUAUGGACAAGGAGCUGGAGGAGGAGGCAGAUCCACCCUCGUACAAGACGAACGACUCCACCAUCAGCAGCUCACUGGAAAAGAACCUAGAAAAGGCCGAAAAGUUUCAGCAGUACAUUGAAGAUAAGCUGAAGGACUCUCGACCUAAGCUGAAUGGCGCGUAUGCAAAGUUUCUGAAGGAAGUCCUUUCUACUGAACCGGACGGUGCUGGUGUUAAGGGGGUUGGUGAAUCUCUUGACGAUGAGAAGCAGCUUAUCAAUGAAGCUAUCUUGGACCAAAGUAUCUUUGCGUUCGAUAAGAGUGUCGAAGACAGCAGAGAGCAACCAAGUGAAUUAGAUUUAUUACGACAAUUUUCCAACGAUACGGGCAACCCCUCUACCGAGGAGAUUGAAUUUUGGGCCAAGGCACGUCCGUCAGCGGAAAGCUUAGGUAUCUGCUUCAUUUUUUUGACANCGGGCAACCCCUCUACCGAGGAGAUUGAAUUUUGGGCCAAGGCACGUCCGUCAGCGGAAAGCUUAGGUCUCUUGAAAAAAGAAUAUCCCGAUGAUAAUGACGCUGACAAAACAAAUUACGAUGACCUGUUGAGUGAAGAGGUGAAUGAAGCUGAUCUUGGCUUUGAAGAAGGACAGCUGUAUGUCAUUAGCAAUGAAGCCGAGUCAAGCCAUCGACAGUUUGAGUGGAACUUGGUCAACAAGGACUACCUCAAGCAGGUGGAGGAGGAGAACCUGAAGCGUGCAAAUGAAGAUCCAAAUGCUCCAAACAAAAGAAAAAAGAAGCGCCGACGAGCUGCAGAAGCCCAGGUGGAGGCCUCCACUACCAGCGAAGCUGUUGAGGCUGCCUUCAAAGUCAAGAACAUCAACAUUGACGGCGUCAACUUGAAGGAACUUUUCAAUGAGGAGGAAACCGAUGUGAAAUAG